This is a messenger RNA of Emiliania huxleyi CCMP1516, 423 nucleotides long. RefSeq lists its product as hypothetical. The record is from RefSeq and is a predicted model, not a curated record. Lineage: Eukaryota; Haptophyta; Isochrysidales; Noelaerhabdaceae. Bases 1 to 423 code for a protein of 140 amino acids. The transcript has a single exon.
AUGGCGGCAAGCAAGUCCCUCGGCUACUUCGCCACCGCCGAAGAGGCGGCCACCGCCUACGCUCGCUCAGAGUACGGCCGCGCCGACGCCGCCAAGCUGCUGCAGCCCCGCCCUGCUCCCACUGCCGCUGGCGCUGAGGCGAUACGGCAGGCGGGGAGGGAGGGCCUCACCCUGGCCGCCAGCAGCAACAUCAGCGGCUACAAGAACGUGAUCAAGCCGAAGGAGCGAAGCAGCAAGAAGUACAAGUUGUCGGUGACGGUUGGGAGCAAAAAUGUGCACCUCGGCUACUUCGCCACCGCCGAGCAGGCGGCGCUCUUCUACGCCCGCAGGGAGGCGGGCAGGGACACCAGCGAUCUCACCGCGCCGCCGCCGCCGCCGCCGCCACCCGCGCCUUCCUCUGCUACUGGCGCCGAGCUAGGCUGA